CCCCUCAAGAAGCUACCUACAGUUCAAGACCAAAUCCAUUUAUUCUCAGCUUGCUGUAGAGAGGAACUGCUGCCGCCGUGAGCCCGUGACACAACCAGGGCACGAGACGGUCGUAGGCGACACACUAGGAUUAGAACUUGGUGGCGGCGAGGCAGUGGCCGGCGUGUGCCAAACUGGCAACUGAGAUUGGCGGCAGUCGACGGGGCGAGCCAAGGAGGGAGGAGCGAGCCGUCUUGGAGGUUGGGAGGGAGGUGUGGCCGUGCGGGAUACAUCCAACGGUGGUCGGCCGGCUCGCCGGCAUGAAGCGCCACGGCAUCCUCGGGCAGUGGCUCAGCGUGCUGGAGUACUGGAGUUGAAGCCAGCGAUUGAACUCCCACCACCAGCACCACAGCAGCAAGACGAGCUACAGCAGGGAUUAGGCAACAUUGCAAGGGUACCAUGGAAUCCAUGUCAAGGGUCUUGCAUAGGUCUGACUCAACUAUAGCAAUUCCACUUCAAGGUGAAGAUGACACUCAUAGAAAUGCUAUGGUUGAAAUAUGUUCAGUUGAGGGUAACGGAGAUAGCUAUAAAACACCAGAAAGAACGAUAAGCUUACCAUUCUAUGGUUCAGUCUAUGAGCCUGAUUGCGAGGAUGGCUUACAGCCCACAAUUGGUAUGGUGUUUGAUAGCUGGGAGAAAGGAGAAGAUUUCUACAGAGCAUAUGCUAAGCAUAUGGGAUUUGGGGUUCGCAAAUGGACACAGCACAAAAAAAUAGAUGGGACGGCCAUCUGGAAGCGAUUUGUUUGUUCAAAGGAAGGUUGGAGGAAAGAGCAAGAAAGUGGUGAAGAUGAGAAGCCUAAAAGGAAGGUCAAGAUAACUCGGUGUGGCUGUCAGGCGAUGAUUGGAUUCAAGAGAAGAGAUGAUGGCAAGUAUGUGGUUGCCAAGUUCAUCUCCUACCACACCCAUGAUUUGGUCUCCCCAAGGAUGGGGCAUUUAAUCAAAUCAAAUAGGGAAGUGACUAGCGGAGUGAAGUGUGCAUUAUUUACAUGUCAUAAAGCGUCAAUUGGCACUUCUGCAGCAUUCCGGAUGCUUAGUGUAGAGAAAGGUGGGCCUGCAAACCUAGGUUGCACAAAGAAGGAUGUUCAGAACUAUGAACGUGAUUGCAGAAAAGUCAUUAGUGCUUCAGAUGCCCAGAUUUUAAUUGAUAUCAUGAAAGAGAAGCAAAAGGAUCAAUUCAUCAUUCUUUUUUGAGUACCAGUUAGACGACAAGUUGAGGCUAACACACAUUUUCUGGGCUGAUAGUACAUGCAUAAGGAACUAUAAGUUGUUUGGUGAUGUCAUGUCCUUUGAUUCUACUUACCGAACCAACCGAUAUGACCUGGUUUUUACGCCAUUCACUGGAGUCAAUCAUCAUAAGUCAUGUAUCACGUUCGGUGCUGCCUUUUUACCAAAUGAGAAGAAAGAGUCAUACAAAUGGCUAUUCAGAACCUUUUUGAAAGCAAUGGGAGGGGCUGCACCUAAACUGAUCAUAACUGAUGAGGACCUUAGCAUGAAGGCUGCAAUCAGAGAUGUCUUCCCAAACACCAUACACAGACUUUGUAUGUGGCAUAUUCUUAACAAACUCCCUGAAAAGCUUGGUCGUGACUUCACCAAGGAUGAAGAGUUCAUGAAAAGAUUUGGGAUAUGUGUAUGGUGUUCAGAGACACCUGAUGAGUUUGAGUCAAGCUGGGCAUCAAUAAUUGCUGAUUAUGGACUUGAAAAUAAUGUCUGGUUGAAUGAUAAGUAUGCUCUGCGAGAAUCAUGGAUUCCAGCAUACUUUGUAGGAUACUCACUAGGUGGUAUCUUACGAACAACCUCUAGAUCUGAAAGCGAGAAUGCAUUCUUUGGCCGCUUUGUGAACCGACGACUAUCUUUACUUGAAUUUUGGAUCAGGUUUGAAGCUGCCUUGGAGGAACAGCGGGAAAAGGAGUUGCACGAUGACAAUGCCACAAUUCAUACAUCACCUGUACUCAAGACAUCUUGGACCUUCGAGAGGCAUGCUAGGGAGGUCUACACGCAUACCAUAUUUGAGAUGUUUCAGCAAGAGGUGGUUUCUGCGAGGGAUAAUUGUGUGGUGCAAGGUAUGGAACAGGUUGGAGAGGAAAAGAUCACCCGAAUUAGGGAUAGUAGAGGCAGGAUAAGAGAAAUUCGCUACAACACAUGUUCCAAGGCUGUAAACUGUUCUUGCAGGUUGUUUGAGUCUAUCGGUAUUCUUUGUUCUCACACCAUUGUAGUCCUCAAGGCAGAGCUAUACAAUGAAAUACCUAUUAACUAUGUGCUAGAUAGGUGGACUAAGAUAGCUACACGUAAGCGGGUGCUUGAUGCUAAAGGUAAUGUGAUUGAAGGAUCAUGUACAUCCCUUCCACCUGCCAUCAAGAUCAUGUACUCUGAGACAAACUCUAAAUUCAACAUGGGGAUGCUUGCUGCUAAACAUUCUGAGGAGAAAAUGAAGUAUUUGCAUAAAGCUGUGGCUGAAGCUGUUGAUCAUGUGCUAAAAAUGGAACAAUCUAGUGAGACAAGUAAAGUUUCAGAGUUUGAGUCUUUUGUUGGAAUGCCAUUUCCAACGACCAUUGACAUCCAUCCCCCUGAAGUAGCACACACCAAAGGAAAUGGAAAAAGAUUUAAGAAGGCUUCAGAAGAAAACAAAAGCAAAAGGAGGAAAACUAGCUCCAAGCAACAACAUUGAGCUAACCAAAUUAAAGGUGUGCAGGAUCAUUAUGCAUUUUUCACUAUUGAUUUUUUAACAAGUUGCUAUCUAAUUAUUUGCCAGGAGCCUUCAGUCUCAAACAGGCCAAUCUACAAUUACUGCCCGUCAAUAUGAUUAUUCAUUUUGGUGCUAUUUAAUAAUCAAUUUCAUUCUACAAUUAAUUUUGGGGUCUCCAUUGAGCAUCGAACUUCCCUGUACGGCAACAUCUCCACUACACAGACUGCCGGAGGACGCACAAGAUGAUAAUUGGAUGGUUAUGAAUCUGUGUUCAUGUAAUUUGUGAAGACUGGAACCCUUGUGUAGUAGAUGCCUACAAGUCGAAUAUGUAGCAGCAUAUAUAUGUGCAUUCAAUCUGAACAAAUUUGAUCGCUCUUGUA
Molecule: messenger RNA, 3102 nt
Organism: Panicum virgatum (switchgrass)
Lineage: Eukaryota; Viridiplantae; Streptophyta; Magnoliopsida; Poales; Poaceae
Product: protein FAR1-RELATED SEQUENCE 5-like
Exons: 5
Coding region: 1319-2704 (461 amino acids)
Biological process (GO): regulation of DNA-templated transcription
Molecular function (GO): zinc ion binding
Source: RefSeq, a predicted model, not a curated record